AUGACCCUAGUUAGAACCAGGAGAAUGAGCUGGAGGAGGGCCUCUGCUCUAUUCCAUAAAGAAUUAGAGAAACUCAAGACAAAGAAGACAGAGGCCUUUGCCCAAGCCCCCUUUCGAGUAUCAAACUCCCCACGUUCUCCCCAGGGGGAAUAUGAGGACUUUAAAUUAGAAGCCUUUGGAAUAUACGAAUUCGACAAAGUCGACAAAGAAUCAAUAAAAAGAAAUCAUGGAGAGAAAAUACAACACAAGCUACUAGAUUAUGCAGUUGCCUUCAUUGAAAAAAAGUCAAAAGCAAACAUCAAAGGAAGUUUUGAACUAAUAAUAUUAGAAGAUAGUGGUGAAGAAAUUCGCUUAAUAUCAGGAGGAAAACAACAUAAAUUUCUCGCAACAUAUAACAGCAACGGAGAACCACAGAUAAGACGUUUUGUUGGUGCAGCAGAAUUAAAGCCAGACAGAAAACCUUUUAAAACAUGGCCUUUUCAAGAGAAACACACAGUGACACCAUUAAAAAUUAUGACAGAGAUACUGAAAAACGAAGAAAAACAGGCUGCCAUCGGAUUGUUGUGUAUGCGUAUCGCAAAAUUUCUAGAAAGGAGUGAAAAGAAGGAUAUAACAUGCAACACAGAAAUCGCUUUUUAUGACGAUGCUGGCAAGUUAUACACAAUAUCUGCAGGAAAGAUAGAGAACAAUAUUCUAGCUACAUUUGACAGCAAGGGAAAUCCUAUCAUUGUUCAGUUUAAAGGCGAAGAAUAUUCAUUUGCACCAUCGUGUAACGAUUUCAUUUACCAGUGCGACAGAAUCAAUAAAGUAUCAGUCGGACAUAUGAUUGUCAAAGUUUGUGGAAAUGAAGCCAUGACAAAUGACGACAAUACGGCAAAAGCAAGGAAAUUAUUUCAAGGCUUUAUCACCUAUCUAGAAAAAGAAGAAAAAAUCGACUGGAAAAAUGCUGAAAUAACAACUUAUGACAAAAACUACGAUGCGUGGAAGAUGAGAUCCGGAAAAGGACAUAAUAAGUUUGUUCUAAAUGUAGAUGGUAAAGGCGAAUUUUUCAUAGCAAAAGAGUAAAUUAAAACAAUGUGAGUAUUUACAACAGACUGUCAAAAGGGACAAUGAAAUUAACUUUGAACUUUAAAGAUAAUGUAUAUAUUACAUUUGAGUUGGUAUAUAUAACAAUACCAUGUAACUCUAAAUAUUUUGAAAAUGUAUUUUGGCACCCUCUGAGUCACUAUUUGUGUAACAUAAAAAAAUAAAAUGUAGUUUUAUUUU
This is a messenger RNA of Ruditapes philippinarum (Manila clam), 1266 nucleotides long. RefSeq lists its product as uncharacterized. Lineage: Eukaryota; Metazoa; Mollusca; Bivalvia; Venerida; Veneridae. The transcript is spliced from 6 exons. The coding region runs from base 1 to 1065 and encodes 354 amino acids. The record is from RefSeq and is a predicted model, not a curated record.